Molecule: messenger RNA, 312 nt
Organism: Batrachochytrium dendrobatidis JAM81
Lineage: Eukaryota; Fungi; Chytridiomycota; Chytridiomycetes; Rhizophydiales
Exons: 2
Biological process (GO): double-strand break repair via homologous recombination
Cellular component (GO): cytoplasm; nucleus
Molecular function (GO): ATP-dependent activity, acting on DNA
Source: RefSeq, a predicted model, not a curated record
GACCCAUACAUAUCGGUAAUGCUUGUGAGUCUAAAAUGUGGUGGUGUUGGACUCAAUCUUAGCAUUGCUUGCCGGGUGAUUAUUUGUGAUUUAUGGUGGAACCCAGCUGUGGAAGAUCAAGCCAUUGAUCGUGUGCAUCGUAUUGGACAGCGUGUUGAUGUACGUGUAUCUUACCUGGUUGCCAAAGACACAAUUGAAGAGCGGAUUUUAAUCAUGCAAGAAAGCAAGCGGCAAAUUGCCGCAGGCGCAUUAGGUGAAGGAGAGUUUAAACUGGGUCGACUGAGUGUAGAGGAUUUGCUUUUUUUAUUCAAG